AUGACAGCUGACGCCCACCAACCGUCACAUCAGAUAAUUAAAUGGGUCAAAUACCCAUCUGGAGCUGCCCACAAGACAUGGGUCGACCCAUGGGUUCGUAUCAUUCUUCCUGUCAAAUCUUUGAUUCGGUUCAGAUCCGUUUCAAAGCAAUGGAAGUCUCUGAUCGAUAGCUCUGAAUUCAUCACUCAUCACACCCUCAACCACUCUCAACCGCAACAUCUACUGGUAAGCUACAUCACAGGAGCUACUGGGCACAGAGCUGUUUCUGCGGAUGCAUGUUUGCCCGAGGACAAAUAUGUUUCCAUUGUUGAUGAUGAUAACUUCCCCCACCACAAGUUUUCCCCUGUUGUUCCCCCAACUGUUCAGCUGCUUCUGCAUCCAUUUCUGCUAGGUUGCUCUCACGGAUUGGUGUGUUUGCUUGGAUACACCCGAGAUCGAGUGAACAGAAAGAAACUGGUUGUUGUUUGGAAUCCGCUAAUUGGGAAAUCUGUUGGUAUAGAGAUACCGGAUCGAGCCGAUAUUGCUAUUGGUUUUGGGGUGUGUCCUAAAACUAACGACCCUAAGAUCCUCAAGAUUUCACGUUUUGUCGACAGCGAGGCCAAGGCCAUGGCUGAGGUUUUCACAUUAAGCUUUGGGGCUUGGAGAAGUGUACUGAUAAAUAAGCCGUUUAAGUUUAAAUCGUUGCAGUUCUGGAAUACACAGGUGGUUAUAGACGGGGUUAUUUAUUGGCUCGCUUAUGAUCAUAUUACAGAUAUACUUAGGUUUUAUUCAUUUGAUUUGGCAAGUGAAGAAUUUGGAGAAGCAGUAGACUUUCCUUAUAACUUAGCAGGUCACUCUGGAAGGAUGUACGAUAUGUCUAAGAUCAACGAUUCUCUUGUGGUGCUUAGUUAUCACUGUAUUGGUACUAAUUUAACACCGAAACCAUGUUGUGACGUAUUGAUGAUGUUGAAAAAUGGUGUUCCAAAACCCUCCUUUACAAAACUAUUCACUGUUAACUACGAUCGGAUUAAUCGUAUGAUUGGAUUUAGGAAGAAUGGCCAACCGAUAAUGGAUCGGACGAACACACAUGGAUAUGAUGGUGAACUAGAAGUUUAUGAACUCUGCUCGGAACGCAUCAACGGUCUUGGGAUUUAUGGGUCGGACUUCAGGAUGAGGUCCUACACAGAAUCACUACUUUUGCUUAAUCAUUCACUCAUAGAUGAUGAAUCUACUUUUAAAUCCUAG
This is a messenger RNA of Helianthus annuus (common sunflower), 1224 nucleotides long. Its product is annotated as putative F-box protein At3g52320. Bases 1 to 1224 code for a protein of 407 amino acids. The transcript is spliced from 2 exons. Lineage: Eukaryota; Viridiplantae; Streptophyta; Magnoliopsida; Asterales; Asteraceae. The record is from RefSeq and is a predicted model, not a curated record. Gene Ontology annotation, molecular function: protein binding.